AUGGGGUUUGUCGUGGUGGCCCUUCUCCACCCCGGCACGCACGAGUGCAUGUACAGCGUGUUGCGUGGGCUGCCUUUUGGCCUGGGUUCGGCGGUGAACCAGUUCAACCGGGCCCCGUUCCUCCUCACAGCCGCCGCUCGACGCUUGCUUUACGUGAUGGGCGGGCAUUGCGUCGACGAUAACGUUAUUGUAGAUUCAGCGCUGUUCAAGGGGGACGCCCAACAGGCCUUCCAGGAGCUCGCGCGCCUGCUUGGCGUUGCGCUCUCGGACGGAAGGUCGUUGGCCAUCGCGCACGACCCGCUUCCACCCGCGGUGGUCUACACAGACGCUUCCGCGGACACUGGUCGGCCGCCGCGUCUUGGCGCUCCGGUGUUUGUUCUUGGACGUACGCCUGCUUGCCCGGUUUAUGACGUGUCCGACAACAUGUCUGCCCACUUUGGCUCACAGGGCGGCCAUGUAAUCAACCAGGCAGAGCUGCUAGCCGCCCCUCUCCUGGCGUGGUCCAUGCCAUCCGUGCUGCAGAACAGGGACGUGUUAUGGUUCAUUGACAACCAGGCAGCCGAGUCCGCUUUCGUCAAG
This is a messenger RNA of Prorocentrum cordatum, 579 nucleotides long. Lineage: Eukaryota; Dinophyceae; Prorocentrales; Prorocentraceae. The record is from the annotation of a GenBank genome assembly.